UUUGCUUUCCUGCUCAGUAUUUGGAAGGCAGAUAAAAUGCCAGGUCUGGGUUGCCUCUAGGGAUAACCUUCCUCUCUUAUAAUGUGAAUGAACAGCAUCUCAGCUUGGGGGAUACGCAUACAAUUCACUAGCAGGCUCAAGAAAACCAGUGUAGGCCUAUUUGUCGUCUUCUUCUUUUUUUUUUCAGUGGUUUUGGGUUAUUGUCACCCCUCCCUCCCCUCUCCUCUCCAUCCUUCUGUGGUUUUUUUUCAGUUUUAUGUCAUUUUUUUUUUCAUUUGUCAAGGGGUGCUUCUUGGAAUAUUAAACCUCCAUGUACGACAAUUUGUACCUGCAUGGAUUCGAAGACUCGGAGGCGGGUUCAGCAGACUCCUACACUAGCAGGCCGUCUGAUUCCGAUGUCUCUCUGGAAGAGGACCGGGAGGGAGUCGGGCAGGAGCGAGAGCAGCAGGCGGCACUGCAGCUGGAAAGGGCCAAGGCCAAGGCGGUAGCGUUCGCAGUGAAGACCAAUGUCAGUUACUGCGGCGCCCUGGAUGAGGAUGUACCGGUAGCAGGAACUGGCAUUUCUUUCGAUGCCAAGGACUUUCUACACAUUAAAGAGAAGUACAACAAUGACUGGUGGAUAGGACGCCUGGUGAAGGAGGGCUGUGAGAUUGGAUUUAUACCAAGCCCCCUCAAAUUGGAGAACAUCCGAAUCCAGCAGGAACAGAAAAGGGGGCGCUUCCACGGUAAGUCCAGUGGAAAUUCCUCUUCAAGUCUAGGAGAGAUGGUCUCUGGCACGUUCAGAGCUACACCCCCCUCCGCAGCAAAGCAGAAACAGAAAGUGACAGAGCACAUUCCUCCUUAUGACGUGGUUCCCUCCAUGAGGCCCGUGGUUCUGGUCGGCCCGUCGUUGAAAGGAUAUGAGGUGACAGACAUGAUGCAGAAAGCUCUCUUUGACUUCUUGAAGCACAGGUUUGAUGGAAGGAUAUCUAUAACAAGAGUCACUGCAGACAUUUCUCUUGCCAAGCGGUCUGUGCUCAACAACCCCAGCAAGAGAGCCAUCAUUGAGCGGUCAAACACCAGGUCUAGUUUAGCUGAGGUGCAGAGUGAAAUAGAAAGAAUUUUCGAGUUGGCACGGUCGCUCCAGUUAGUAGUUCUGGAUGCUGAUACCAUAAACCACCCAGCACAGCUUAUCAAGACAUCUUUAGCACCUCUUAUCGUCCAUGUCAAAGUGUCAUCACCAAAGGUUCUGCAGCGAUUGAUAAAAUCCAGAGGGAAAUCCCAAAGCAAACAUCUGAAUGUCCAGCUGGUGGCCGCUGACAAGCUAGCACAAUGCCCUCCGGAAAUGUUUGAUAUCAUUUUGGAUGAGAACCAGCUGGAAGAUGCUUGCGAACACUUGGCCGAGUACCUGGAAGCCUAUUGGCGUGCCACACAUGCCCCCAGUAGCACUCCCAUGAACCCUCUGCUGGGGCGGAACCUGGGCUCCACGGCACUCUCCCCGUAUCCUACAGCUAUCUCUGGGUUACAGGGCCAAAGAAUGAGGCACAACAACCAUUCUGGAGACCACUCCCCAAUCGAGCGUCGGAGCCUGAUGACCUCAGACGAGAACUACCACAGCGAGAGGGCAAGAAAGAGCCGGAACCGCCUGUCCUCGGGCUCCCAGCACAGCCGGGACCACUACCCGCUGGUGGAAGAAGAGUACUCCGACUCCUACCAGGACACGUACAAACCACACCGCACCCAUAGCUCUCCUGGCGGCUACAGCCACGACUCAAGGCACAGGCUUUGAGUUUAUGGGAAACCUGCUAGGCCUCUCCUCUCCACAACCCAGUACUGAAGAGCUAAGACAGUCCUGUCCAAAUCAUGUGACUUUGCCAAGUGUAAUACCUCGUUUCCCUCUGACACUGGCUCAUCUACACACAGGAUUGACCUGUGGACAAAUCCAAGAAUACCAGUUUCGGUUAAGCAACACAUGGGAGCCAGACAUUUCUAUCCCUGGCUUUUGGGUGUACUGGAAAUAGAACUGUCUGUUGUGUUGUUUUGGCUUGUAAAAGUCACAAAUGAUUGUGAUGGAAUUUACAGUUCCAGGUUUGUUUUGCAGAGCUAAACGCUCUGGAAUUGCAUUGUAGCCAGCACUCGGCCGGAUUUAAAACCAGGCUGAUCGGAUCUGUGUUCAACACACACUGAGCCAGUGCCAGUGUGAUGGAAAAACUCCCACACAGAUGCAUCCUGGGAUAAACGCAUGCUAUGUGGAGCAAAUGGAAAACGGGGUAUAACACAGUCUUAACAUCCUUAAUUGAUUUAAAAUUCUCUUCAUUUAAAGUUUAGUAUUCUCUGUAAUCUGUAAGGCCAAGCUUGCCAAACCUUUGAAUGAACUGUAAGGGGUUUUGACCCUUCCCGCCCCCCCCCCCCCACCCCUGUACUUUCUACUACUGAAUAUAUGUAGUGCCGUGUUACUAUUAUCUGGCUUGAGAAACACUGUUGGUUCCCACAGGAAAACGGAACAUAGCCUGCCAUUUAAAGUAAUCCAAGUGCCAAGCACUUGGCUGAACCAGCAGAUGCUUUGCUUUGUUACAGCCAGCUGGUGGACAGUGCUAUGUCCCAAGCAAAACCCAAUGCAUUCAGACCUUCACCUUCUAUAAUACAUUCAUUUCUGUUCAAUUUUGUUGAAACAGUCAUGCUCUGUGAUGAUUAAAUGGGGUGUAACAUUGGAGGUGCGGUGCUGACGUGUAACGGCAUGAUUCAUACCUCCCUGUGGAUUGACGUCAUUUGCAUCUCAUUCUUUCUCUUCGUAGCUGCCAUGUGUCCUGCGCUGCAGUGCAGGGUUAUGUUUUAUGAAUGAAACCCGGUUUGACUAGACUGGAGGAGGCUGUGGCUUGCCUCAAGGCUGCAGGGAAUUAACCUACAUAAAUAUUAGAAGGGGUGUUACAGUAUACAUGCCAUGAAUUUGGGAAGACAGAGAGAUCUUCCCGUAGAAUGUAGGCUAGUUCAAACCACAAAGGCUAGAUUAAUUAGUUUUUGUUCACAUUGUUGCCAACAAACUUUAGACUUGUACAGUACGCCGUUUCUGCUCGCCUGCUGUAGGGGUUCAGGAGAAACGGGUCGUGACCCCAGCGUGCGCCCCAGACUCCAAGGAGCCCCAUAGAGUACAGUACACUUAGGCUUUGAUGUCAGUCCUUUCCUACGGUUGAUGCAGCUUAUUGUCUGUAAGACCCAAAAGCCAGGGUGUGAACAUUUCCCACUUUAACCCUCAGAUGGUCAACCUUAUUGUAAAAAUGAAUUGACCAAUUCACAAGUAGAGGGAAUUGGGAGCCUCUAGGUUGAUGUCCAAGGGUUGAAGGGUUAACAAACACUCCUUGACUUCAGUGUUGCUGCCUCCUGUGCAUAUGGUGUUGUACAUUUCUACUCAAACACAAUUCUUUUUUGUAUUUUAUAUCUGCUGUCCCUGUUUGUUUUCUCAGUUUCCACAAUGGAGGACGAUGAAGAUGCAGGGGCACGAGAACUAGGGGUGCUGGGGGUGUGGCACCCCUGGCUUAAAGUACAGGGGUACUGUGCACCUGCUGGUGUAAUGGUAAAUCCUGCUAGUUUCGUUAAUCUUAUAAGCUGUGUGUGCAGUGCACUGUGCCUUUCUAGAUUGCUUUUGAACACAAACGAUAAUAGACCAAUCAGCGCUGACUGUCACAACAGGAGCGGGAUAUCUGAUAAAUUGCACGAUUGCAAUCUCACGAGAGUCGGUUAGUAGUUGGAACCCAUGAGAAGCUUGUACACAGUAGAACAGUGAUUGAAAAUGUCCCAAAAAAGAAUAUCGCAUUAGUUUGUAAAUUCUCAGCGGCACCACCUGCUAAAAUCAGCUCGUCACAAAUGCAGCUAACUGGAUGGUGCUGCUUUGCGGAGCAAUACUAAAAACACACGACACAGUGACAUUGUGACUGUCGUUGUCUACAACUACUACUGUAAAUAACAUACAGCUGCUCCACCUGUUUUUAGAAGUAAACAUUUCUAAAUUGCAGUAUUUAAGUGUAUCAUAACAGUAUGCUCUGCUACUUUAUUUGUUUGCUCUGAAUGUUUUAUGGUAAGCAUGUUGUAAACAUUAUAGCAAUGACUGUGGCUAAAGCAUUUUUUCCUUCAUUAGAUAAAAAGGUGUUGGUGUUGAUGCUGCUUCGUUUUAUUACCAUGUUUAACAUAACAGCAACCCAAUGCAUGGCUUCCAUCAUAUACAGGGGUUACAGUUAUGUUUUAAACUGGCUUGCAGCACCCCCACUAUAAAAAAUGGACGACAGAGAAUUUGCGGUGUUAUAAAAGUCAGGGAGUGUUUGAAAAAGCUUUAAAGGUGCCAAGGGGCAUCCAUUGCUUGAAAUUGGCCAGGGCAUGAAGCAAAGCAUCCAAUCAACACUAUCUCAAGUCGAAUGUAUAGAGUGGUGACAUUGUUCUUUCUUAUGUUUGUGUACUUGGCGGCAACUCUGCUUUUUGACACAAAAAAUAAGUGAAAAUGAGCUGCACCUUUUGAUGUGCAUUGCUGUACGGCAACAGUGUGUGCGUUUCCUGCUGUGAUAGAACACCUUUCUUUCCCGCUGUUAACUUUACAGUUGUGUUUUUUUUUUUUAAAUUGUUUUUAGUGCCUCUUUUUUUAAAAGCCUUGUUGAAAAGUCUUCCAUGUCAUGCCUGUAAAGAGAAAUAGUCUGUCGACACAAACCUGAAUGAUAUCACUUCCCCCCUGUAUUAGACUAAUGUGACUACUUAUCAGCUUUACUUUUGUAAUCGUCUGGUAAAAUGCAUUUAAAAGGUGAUGUUAGAGAUACAGCCUUUUUAAUGCAUUAAGGUAAAACAGUUGAUGUAUGCCUAGUUACCCAAAUUGCUAGAUUUACGCACCUGUUCCUAGUCUUAUCUAACCUUUAUUCUUUAUCUUCGUACUGUACAGUAUUGAUCCCAGGCCAAAGGAAUUCAACUGCGGUGAAAUACUUCUCCAAUAUGAUUUAGUGCAGGUCAAAUAAGUUGACUCUUAGUUUCUUGUUAAGAGCCACACUAGAUGAAUUACUGAACCUGUAUUAUUAAUUGUGCUGUUAAUGCUUUUUAGACCUGCUUUUCCUCUGCUUUUGCUUGUUCUUUGUAGUCCUUUCUUGCCAGCUUCUAAUUACAGCUGCCAAAACUGAAUGACCAAUGCAGGAAGAUGCUGCCUUAAUCUAAUCUUUGUUUGUUUUUGGUAUAUAUGUUCUUUGUUAAAUGUAGUAAUGUUUCAGGAACCAGCCGAUUUUACUAAACAUGCCUGUUUGACCUGUUUCUAUGGUAUUCAUAUUGUAGUCAGUUUUACAGCAGGUACACUUUGGGUAUCUGGCAAGACAAGAGCAGAAUGAGACAGAGAAGUUUGAUCCACACUGUUUCUUCUUACUGAGAUUGUCAUAAUAAUCGCCUGUGUUCAGAAGGUGGGUAAGAUGUGAUGUGCUUCUUCAAUCAAAAUAUUUUUGGAUGCAGUGACUUGCACUGCAAACGCCUUGUUAGAGCAGUAUGGUUUUGUGUCCGCAAGCUUGCAGUAAAUCCUUUAGAUUUUACAAUGAUAAAUGUUGUUGGGUUUUUUUUCUUCACCAAACAAUUUUGAAAUGUGGAUAAAGAGCACAUUCUGGAGUAGGGAUAGCACAAAGUUAGAAUAGAGAGUAGUUUCCCUGGGUUGAUUUUGGUGACAAAUAGAUAUUUACAGAGAUGUAAAUAAGUGUGUCUCUUAGACAUUAGAGCAAAGUGUAAUAUUUCUCUAGUCAAGCUCAAGGCAUUUCUUUUGAAAUGCGUAUUUUCUGUAACUCUUCAUUCUGAUUUACAUCUGCAUGAUAUUAGAAAUACAUGCAUAUAGAAAUCUAUUUAAAUUAUUGCAUCCUCCUUUCCUACCUUUCCAGUGUGCCGGUGCUAUAUGUUUGAAACAGGUAUUUUCUAAAGAAAAUCACUUGCUUUAUGUUUGAAAGUCCUGCUGUGAGGUGGUGCUGCAUCCACUUGGUAAGGAGACCUUUGCAAACUGGUUGUUAUCUUAUAUAGAUAGAUCCCUUUUUUUUUUUUUUUUGUAGUGGUCAAACCUUUUCAGUGGGUGCAUAUUUAAAUUGCCACUGACCGUUCAAUAAUUCCUGCUUGAAUUUUUGGACAUCGGUUCAUGUUGUGUAUAUCAGAUCCACUGCUCCCAGCACUGCAUUAUUGCCAGCCGAUUAUUGCUGAUCCGGAGCUGCUGUUCCAUUUGCCUAAUGAUGCUUGGCACUAGGGACUGAGAGCUAAAAGCUAAUACAGGUUUAGCUUUUGCAACCCUAAACAAAAAAUAAACAAACACAUUAUAUUAUUACAUCCAGUGUAUAGACCUACAACAGAAUCAGACAGGCAGUGGUUUAUAACUGUCCAUGGUGUCAUUUACCUUUUUAAUCCCCGUAUUUUGAUUUAGAUUACACUUGUGCAAGACAGUUGUAUCCAGUGGGUAACACAGGGCCAUUUGCCCCCUGAACAAUGUACCUGUUGCAAUUUGCCCCUUGAUAAUUGUUUUGCACGUUGUCGGAUACAAAUGAUCAUUUAUGAAAGGUCCUGGGAAUCUAAUGGUUGUGUGCGUUAAGUACAGCGGAACCCCUGAACAAUAUAGUGUAUGUCUUUCUUUCUUUCUUUCUCUCUCUCUCCUAAAUUCCAUUGUUUUUUUUUUUUU
This is a messenger RNA of Acipenser ruthenus (sterlet), 6640 nucleotides long. Its product is annotated as voltage-dependent L-type calcium channel subunit beta-4-like. The transcript has 13 exons. Lineage: Eukaryota; Metazoa; Chordata; Actinopteri; Acipenseriformes; Acipenseridae. Gene Ontology annotation, biological process: chemical synaptic transmission; regulation of voltage-gated calcium channel activity; neuromuscular junction development. Gene Ontology annotation, cellular component: voltage-gated calcium channel complex. The record is from RefSeq and is a predicted model, not a curated record. The coding region runs from base 311 to 1768 and encodes 485 amino acids. Gene Ontology annotation, molecular function: high voltage-gated calcium channel activity; protein binding.